Messenger RNA from Rodentolepis nana, 3444 nucleotides. NCBI's taxonomy places the organism in Eukaryota, Metazoa, Platyhelminthes, Cestoda, Cyclophyllidea, Hymenolepididae. The record is from the annotation of a GenBank genome assembly.
AUGAAGAAUUCAUUGAAAGAACAUGAUGGAUGGUUGCCUUUUGAUAUUCUCUUCAAAUUUAAACGUCUUGCUCAAUUAACGACCGAUGCUGAAGUUGUUAAGAAGGCACUGGCUUCCUCCGCAUUCCUUGAAGUUUCAGAUAAAGGAGUUAGACGCGAUCCUUCCAAUCCAGCUCCAUCCACUUUGGAAGAGGCUAUGCAGAAGAACAUUGAUCGUGCCCUCUAUGUCAAGGGGUUUCCAUUGGAUAUGACCCUUGAUAAUGUAAUCAACUACCUUGAAAAGAACUGUGGCGAGACUAUAGACGUGUUUCUAAAAAGGGGACUUAAUAGAAAGUUCAAGGGAAGCAUUUACGUAACCUUCAAAGAAAAGGAAGCUGCAGACAAAUUUAUGACCUCGUCCGAUUUUGCUAAGUAUAGUGAUAAACCCCUUCUGCGUAAAUACUACAAAGAUUAUAGAGCCGAUAAGCAGCGAAUUAUUCAGACUAAGAUAGCAGAAAAGGAAAAGAAAAAAAGUAACCUACGGAAGCGAAUAACUGAGGGUGCACUACUUGAAUUGUCUGGUCUUCCUCCUCUUGUCGCUCAAUCAGAAGCGAUAGUUGAAGCUGAAGAGGGGAAUAACGAGAAUCUGGGUGAAAAUAAUGAAAACGAUAUCAAGGGUACUGAUUUGGAUCUGGGUGUGACUUCUCCUAUGACUAGACGAACUGUUACCAAUCUCAAACACUGGAUUAACGAAAAGAUGAAUUCAAAAGUGCAAAUUGGAUGGGUCGACAUUCUUCCAACUGAAUGCAAGGCUAUUAUCCGCUUCAAAGAGGCUCGUACAGCCUCUAAAGUCCUUGAAGAACUAAAGAAACAGGGGGAGAUUGUUUAUGAAGGUCAUACAUUAACUGGGCGUUGUAUAGAAGGUGAAGAAGAGCUAAACAUUUGGAAGACUGUUCUAGAGAAGAUGGAAUCCAAGAAAAGGAAGGCUAGUCGACCGCAUGCAUCUCGAAAUUCAGGAAGGCGAUCUAAGAGAUCGACAGGGGUUGGUUUAGGAGAUGAUAAGGAAUCUGUAGCGGGUUCAAUCGCAUCUAAUGCUUCCACAUCACGACGUUCGCGUGCAAAUCGAAGUCAGGCGACCACAAGUUCACCUAAACCUACGGCAGUACAGAGAGGGGCUAAACGCCAAAAUUCUCUAGGGGAUGAAAUUAAAGAAAUUUAUAGUGAAAUUAAGCAGAAAUAUACCCUUGAAAAGUGGGGUCGUGUUGCUUCAAUCUAUCGGAAAAAUGACUCCGUGAUUAACAAGCAAUUGAAACGAGCUGCAGAGGCUUGUGAAAGGCGUAAGAAUUCGAUUGUUGCCGCUCCGGUUGAAAUCCCUCAAUUGUGUAAUCAACUCGGACACUUCGAGGCUAAAAUUAAUGGACAUUACGCUCAUGUUGGGGUCAACAUUAUCCCAGUGGUCGAACCAAUCCCCUCAAUGUCUAAUUGGGCACCCCUACAAAAAAAUUUCUCUGUGGAAGAUGAAUGUGUCUUAAAUAAUCUUCCAUAUAUUGGAGACCAAGCCAAUGACGAUCCUUUCCUUGAGGAAUUGGUUAAAGAUUACUACGACGGUGUGCAUGGAAGCUUUCCCUUUGAUUUUGAGGAGCGUUUCACUGUAAACUUGGUUGAUACUGUGUACUGUAAAUGGGAUUCCCUCCCUAAUACCGACGUCUUCGAGAAAAUGAAAGUUCCCCGCUUAUCAGAUGGUGAAGAGGAAUUAAAUGUUUCUAAAACAUUUGCUGGUAGGGAUGAGACCCAAUUAAGAAGUCCUAGAAGAAGCGCCUCCUUACCGCAGUCGCCUGAUUUGCGUAUUCCUCAUGCAAUUUUCUCUGCCAUUGCCGAUACCUUUGGGUCGACUGAUAAUGUGGCAGAGCUCAAAAGUAAAUACUACACUUUGCUGGCCUCGCAAAACUCCUCUGAUCAAGAACACCCUCCUUCAUUUCCUAAUUUGGAUGAACCAGAGGAAGUGAACAACUUCUACAAAGUAAACCAAAAGAAACCCACCCGUUUUCACGCCCUGCAUACAUUUCGUCUACUCUUUUGCCGUCGAUGCUACAAAUACGACUGCACAACACAUCCCUUUCAAACCACCGAGACGAUGUGGUGUCAUCGUAUGCCGCACGACAAAUUGGAUAAAGCCAGUCUUCCUCUUUGUGGACCUGAAUGUCUUCGAUCUAUUGACGGAGAGGUGUCUUUUACUGAAGCCGAAAUCGAUAGGGAGUUUCCAACUUGGGAGAUUGUUGAUCGAACUCUCUUUGAAGUUCUUGCCCCGCUGUAUGUUCCUCAGGGAUCAGGAAUAACUAAUUACAAAUGGUGCUGUGUCCUGUCGGAUUUUUUAAAAACCCGUACCUGCAAGCAGGUCCUUUUAUACACUGAGCACAUAAGACGUACUAAUCCCUCGCUUCUGCAUGGGCCCGAUGGUGGCCAAUCGAGGUUGGUGGAUGAGAAGAAUAGGGAUUUGAAUUGGACCUCCCGAAUUUCUAAACUUGCUGCUAAUACUACAACUAAUAAAUCUGGAGAGAUUUUUAUAGAUCUCGUGAGUUCCUCAGAUUCUGGACGCCCCAAGAGUGAUAAUAGCCAGAGAAAAAAUGUCAAAAAAGAAACGGAUCCUAAUGACAAGAGAUCUAAUCCGUUUGCACCCUGUGAUCACCCCGGUGUUCCCUGUAAUCAAGACUGCCCCUGUAAGCAAGCCGGUACUCGGUGUGAGAAGUUCUGCCAGUGUGUGCAUGAUUGCUCUAAUCGAUUCCGAGGAUGUCAGUGCCGUGGGCAGUGUGUUAAAAGUUGCCCGUGUGUAAUAUCCAAUCGUGAAUGUGAUCCCGACAUCUGCAAGUGCUUCAAGGAACAAAAGUCGGCUAAACACGAUGUGAAUGCUGCUGUGGAAAGUGAUGGAGGUGGUAGUGGUAGUAGCACCCAUAAUGGACACUGUCGUAAUGUCUCUCUGCAACGGGGACUGCGCAAACAUCUCCUAUUGGCACCUUCGGACGUCGCAGGAUGGGGUAUAUUCCUGAAAGAGAGUGUGGUGAAGGACGAUUUCAUCUAUGAGUACUGUGGUGAGGUUGUGAGUCAAAAUGAGGCCGAGCGAAGAGGGCGAAUCUACGAUAAGAUUGUCUGCAGUUUUCUCUUCGAUCUCACCCUGCAGACCUGUGUGGAUGCCAUGCGAAAGGGCAAUAAAAUCCGCUUCGCCAAUCACUCAGUCCAUCCGAAUUGUUACGCGAAGAUACUAAUGGUGAAUGGGGAUCAUCGUAUAGGCAUCUUUGCAAAACAGGACAUCAAGGCCGGUGAAGAACUCUUUUUUGACUACAGCUAUGGUCCUUCCUAUCAGAAUCAAUAUGUCGCCAUGGAGAGAGAUGAGAAGAUGACACUGGCAACACAAGAGGCUGCCAAAGCAUUGGUUGACGGUGGUGUGUCGUUUGAUGAAUCUAUGCUUUGA